This is a messenger RNA of Labrus mixtus (cuckoo wrasse), 919 nucleotides long. RefSeq names its product osteoclast stimulating factor 1 (gene ostf1). Gene Ontology annotation, biological process: signal transduction. The transcript has 10 exons. The record is from RefSeq and is a predicted model, not a curated record. Gene Ontology annotation, molecular function: protein binding. Lineage: Eukaryota; Metazoa; Chordata; Actinopteri; Labriformes; Labridae. Bases 126 to 770 code for a protein of 214 amino acids.
AGCCUGUGGUGCUGCUGCACUUCCUCAUUGUCAGAAAUAGUUAAGUGCUCCACAGUCUUGCGACGCUUUCUGGCUGAAAUACCACACAAGCGCGCUUUGUUUUAUAUCACCUCUGUGCCUCGCAAAUGUCGAAGCCUCCUCCCAAGCCGGCCAAGCCAGGCCAAGUCAAAGUGUACAGAGCCAUGUUCAACUUUGACCCAAGAACGCCAGACGAGCUGUACUUUGAAGAAGGAGACAUCUUGUACAUCUCUGACUCAACUGACUCUAACUGGUGGAAGGGGACGUGCAGAGGAAAGACUGGACUCAUUCCAAGUAACUAUGUGGCUGAACAUGCAGAAACUAUUGACAAUCCUAUGCAUGAAGCAGCCAAACGAGGUAACCUGUGCUGGCUGAGGGAAUGUGUGGAGAACAAGGUUGGAAUCAAUGGGCUGGAUAAGGCUGGAAACACCGCCCUCUACUGGGGAUGCCAUGGAGGACAUAAAGAUGUGGUGGAGCUGCUGCUUAGCCAGCCGAAUGUGGAGCUCGAUCAACAGAAUAAACUCGGGGACACAGUGCUGCACGCUGCUUGCUGGAAGGGUUAUUCUGACAUUGUGCAGAUGUUGCUGGCUAAGGAUCCAAGGACAGACAUCAGGAACAACGAGAACAAGCUGGCUGUUGAGAUGGCCACAAACCCCAUGUGUGCUUCACUUCUUAGAAAGAAGCAGGGAGGCAACAUCACCCGCACACAGAGCAACGCCGAGGAGUAUUUGGACGACGAAGACUCGGACUGAGCCAGAUGUGUCAAAAGAUUCCUCGUCUUCCAACGGGUUUUGGACGGGCAGGGAGGGGGGAGCUGGAGUUUUUCUACAGACAUCAAAUGGACAUGUUGUUCUCUUUCCAAUUGUAAUUCAUUUUGGUUCCAUUAUUUUGUGCAAACACC